Molecule: messenger RNA, 1662 nt
Organism: Wallemia ichthyophaga EXF-994
Lineage: Eukaryota; Fungi; Basidiomycota; Wallemiomycetes; Wallemiales; Wallemiaceae
Product: putative acyl-CoA desaturase
Exons: 2
Coding region: 1-1662 (553 amino acids)
Biological process (GO): unsaturated fatty acid biosynthetic process
Cellular component (GO): endoplasmic reticulum membrane
Molecular function (GO): iron ion binding; heme binding; stearoyl-CoA 9-desaturase activity
Source: RefSeq, a predicted model, not a curated record
AUGGCGUUUGAGCAAGUUGUACCGCCACCAGCAGCUACGGCAGCUACUCCAGCUACUCCAGCUUCCCCAGUCUCCUCAAUGAGCGCACCAAUGUCACCGCCUUUGACGGACCAGAAGGGCGAAUCAGACGCAUAUAUCAGUGACAACGAGCUGCCACCUCCUUUGAACAAGGAUACAGAUCGCCCUGCAGACGCUGAUAUCGAAGACAACUACGUUCAGAGAACUCUAGCAAAUGCAAAGCCUAAGCCACCAAUCACUUGGUCUACUUUGCUGGGUGAAAUUAAUUACAUUUCGACUACACUUUUACUUGGAGUGCCCAUCAUUUCCAUCUAUGGCGCUUUAACUACAGAGUUGAAAUGGCAAACAGCCCUUUUCAGUGUUCUCUACUAUUUCUUCACUGGUUUGGGUAUCACUGCUGGAUACCACAGAUUAUGGGCUCAUAGAGCAUAUAACGCUUCUUUACCCCUUCAAUAUUUCCUUUGUCUCGCUGGCUCGGGCGCUUGUGAAGGUUCCAUCAAGUGGUGGUCUAGAGGCCACAGAGCCCAUCACAGAUAUACCGAUACCGAACUUGACCCUUACAACGCUCAUCGCGGUUUCUGGUACUCUCACGUUGGUUGGAUGCUUGUCAAACCACGUAUCAAGCCAGGUGUUGCUGAUAUCUCUGAUUUGAUCAAGAACCCUGUGAUUAGAUUCCAACAAAAGCAUUACGUUAAGUUAUUGCUCAUCAUGGGUUUCAUUAUUCCAACUGUUUUACCUGGUUUAUUAUGGGGUGAUUACCGCGGUGGUUACUUUUACGCUGGUGCUGCUCGCUUGUUAUUCGUUCACCACUCCACAUUCUGUGUAAACAGUUUAGCACAUUGGUUAGGUGAACAACCAUUCGAUGAUAAAAACACACCAAGAAAUCACUUUAUCACUGCUUUAUGUACUGUCGGUGAAGGCUACCACAACUUCCAUCAUCAAUUCCCAAUGGACUUUAGAAACGCUAUCAGAUGGUACCAAUAUGACCCAACUAAAUGGUUCAUUAGCGUUUGUUACGCACUCGGUUUAGCCACGCAUUUGAAAAUGUUCCCAUCAAAUGAGAUUAAGAAGGGUGAAUACACAAUGGAAUUGAAAAAAUUGGAAAGAGUUGGUGAAGAAAUCAAUUGGCCAAUUGACUCGAAUGAGUUACCAGUUAUUUCAUGGACUUCAUUUCAACAGCAAGCUAAAGAGAGACCACUGGUUUUGAUUCAUGGUUUCAUUCAUGAUGUGUCUUCAUUUAUGGAUGAACACCCAGGUGGAAAGCACCUCUUGUCAAAGCAAGUUGGUAAGGAUGGUACAACGGCCUUCUUUGGUGGUGUAUACGAUCACUCCAAUGCCGCUCACAACCUGCUCGCAAUGAUGAGAGUUGGUAUUCUCGAUGGUGGUAUGGAAGUGGAGAUACUCAAGAUAGAAGAAGCACAAGCUAAGAAGAAGGAGCAAGCGCUGUCUAUUGUUAAGGAUAUAGAGAAUGAGCAAGACAGGAAGCGUGCGCACGACGAAGCAAUGAAGGAUGUCAAGAGGAUUGAGCAUGAGAUGCAAUUAGCCUUGCUGAGAGCACCACCUCAACAAGUGAGAUCGAGGAAGGCCACGGAUUACUUCCCACCAUCCCAACAACUCAGCAUAAAGAAGCAGGCUGAUAGUUAG